AUGGUUACCGGUUUAGAGGAUUACCAAAAGAAUUUUUUAGAUUUGGCUAUUGAAUCUAAUGCCUUACGUUUUGUUAAGAAUGACGGCGAUGAAUUCAUUUUAAAAAGUGGCCGUAAAUCACCAUACUUUUUCAACUUGGGUUUAUUGAACACCGGCAAAUUACUAAGCAAUCUGGCUACUGCUUAUGCUAUUGCAAUUAUUCAAUCGGAUAUUAAAUUCGAUAUUAUAUUUGGCCCUGCAUAUAAAGGUAUUCCUUUGGCUGCUAUUGUAUGUGCCAAAUUGGCUGAAAUCGGCGGAACUAAGUUUGAAAAAAUUGCCUAUAGUUUCAACCGAAAGGAGAAGAAAGACCACGGAGAAGGUGGUAACAUAGUUGGUGCCAGCUUGAGCGGUAAAAAAGUUUUAAUCAUUGAUGAUGUGAUGACUGCCGGUACUGCUAUUAAUGAAGCUUUCCAAAUCAUAGCCGAAAAUAAUGGACAGGUUGUUGGGUGUAUUAUUGCCUUGGAUAGACAAGAAAUCGUAAACGAAUCUACCAGAGAAAGUGCUGUUCAACAUGUUAGCAAGAAAUACAGUAUUCCUGUCUUAAGCAUUGUGAAUUUAAAUGAUAUAAUUAAAUAUUUAGAUGGAAAAUUGACUGGUGCUGAGAAAACUAAACUAGAACAAUAUAGAGAACUUUAUGGCGUUUGA
Messenger RNA from Saccharomycodes ludwigii, 684 nucleotides. RefSeq names its product orotate phosphoribosyltransferase URA5 (gene URA5). NCBI's taxonomy places the organism in Eukaryota, Fungi, Ascomycota, Saccharomycetes, Saccharomycodales, Saccharomycodaceae. The record is from RefSeq and is a predicted model, not a curated record. The coding region runs from base 1 to 684 and encodes 227 amino acids. Gene Ontology annotation, molecular function: orotate phosphoribosyltransferase activity. Gene Ontology annotation, biological process: 'de novo' pyrimidine nucleobase biosynthetic process; pyrimidine nucleotide biosynthetic process; pyrimidine ribonucleoside biosynthetic process. Gene Ontology annotation, cellular component: cytoplasm. The transcript has a single exon.